Molecule: messenger RNA, 400 nt
Organism: Lontra canadensis (Northern American river otter)
Lineage: Eukaryota; Metazoa; Chordata; Mammalia; Carnivora; Mustelidae
Product: proton-coupled amino acid transporter 2-like
Exons: 2
Coding region: 65-400 (111 amino acids)
Source: RefSeq, a predicted model, not a curated record
AAUUAUCCUGCAGGCCAUACACCUGUUCUUGCUGGAAGGUCACCUUCCAGACGUGAAAUUAGGGAUGGUGCCCCCCCUGGUGGGCUGUGUGCAGAAGCACAACUCCUGCAAAGACACGGGCUGGUACAUUAUGAGAUUUUCUGUAAUGACAAUCAUCAUCAUCAUCAUCCAUGGGCCACAAAGCUGCUCAGAGGCAGAGCCUUUCCUGAGCAUGGAAGAGGACACUCAGGCUUUGCCUUUGGAAAACAAGAUGCAGAACCAUGCUCAGUCUCCACUUACCCUAUCUGGAGGGACAUUCGAGAUCACCACUCUGGACAUAGGCCUAGGACUCUUGGGCUACCUCAGCUUUGGGACCACCACCCAAGCGAACAUCAUCCUCAACCCCUCCAACUGCUGGUGA